CACUAGACCUCUACCUCUACCACGUUUUCACACACUCUCUCUCUCUCUCUCCCUCUCUCCCUCUCUCCCUCUAAUGUCCUCUGCAAAUCCACCUGAGACAACCAAUGGUGCCAACCUAGGCUACGGAAUCGCCAUCGCCGUUGGAAUUCUCGUCCUCAUCUCCACCAUAAUGCUCGCCUCUUACGUCUGCGUCAGAGUCAAAGCCAGCGGCAGCGAUGGUGGUAGCGACGGUGGUAUUGACUCAGCCACCAAUGGCCACCAAACCUUGCCGGAGCCGACGGUUGUGAUGGUGGGCCUUGACAAGCCCAUCAUAGAGUCUUACCCAAAGUUGAUAUUAGGUGAGAGCAAGAGACUACCCAGGCCCAACAACGACAUAUGUUCCAUAUGCUUGUCGGAGUACCUUCCAAAGGAAACCAUCCGAUACCUACCGGACUGCAAGCAUUGCUUCCAUGCCGACUGCAUCGAUGAGUGGCUUCGAAUGAGUGCCACGUGUCCCAUCUGUCGUAACUCUCCGGUUCCGUCUGUGGUUCCUACGCCGGUUGCCACUCCUCUGUCGGAGCUUGUUCCACUGGCCUUUCACGCUAGGUGACUGAGAUGUAAUUUCUAUUUAAAGAAAUUAUAUAAAAGAAUAUAAAUUUAUUGGGAAAGUUAAGUAUUAGUUGUGUGCAUUAAUUAGAGGUUAGGCCUUGUAGUCUGAUAACCUCAAUUGCAAUAAAUUCGUCUCACA
Molecule: messenger RNA, 727 nt
Organism: Telopea speciosissima
Lineage: Eukaryota; Viridiplantae; Streptophyta; Magnoliopsida; Proteales; Proteaceae
Product: putative RING-H2 finger protein ATL69
Exons: 2
Coding region: 74-589 (171 amino acids)
Biological process (GO): protein ubiquitination
Molecular function (GO): transferase activity
Source: RefSeq, a predicted model, not a curated record